CAGCGAGUCGAAGUGGGUGUACAAAACGCUGCUUCCAGGAUCCCUUGGCUUUGUGUCCGCAAGAUAUUUCCCUGAGAUUCGUCGAACUGAAAAGUCUUUUUUUCGUUCUUUAUUGAUCCAGAGGGAAAUAAGCCUUUUUCUCUAGGAGGCUUUAAUUGAAAAGUCUGGCGACAUGUCCACGAGAAGCAAUGACUGCGGUCGUUAGAGGCUAACAGAUUGGAGAAUUAUUUUUUUUUAAUUUUGUAUUUCGUCCAUUUUUUUUUUUUUGUGCGUCGAUGACCGAGAUACGAGAAUGAUUCGUAAAUGAUAAAUCGUAAUUUGUAUUAAUAAAUUUCAAAGGACAUCUGGACGGAGGAGAUGGACGAAUCAACAGUGUAGUUGUAGCGAAUUCAGAAAAGCUGGGAGGACUCACCGUCACUGUGAAUUGUUUGAACAAUCCGCCAUGGAAGUCUUCCGGAAUAUCAGAUACAAGCGUCUCUAGUUGCAGUCUGCUGUGUUUUUGUAGUCUGCUGUCUGAAUUGGCUCAAAGUUCCUAAAUGAGGGAUAAGGCGACAGCCAAUGGAGCUGCUGAAGCAGAAGUCGGCAGCGGCUCCGGUUGGAACAUGUUGCUAUUCUUCUCCUACUACUCCUUCUUCCUUGCUGUUGUGAGCUCCAGUGGUCCGCGUCCCGUGGGAUUUUUCCAGGCCAGGGGAAGAUGAGAGCCGUGAAGAGAGCGUCCGCCGCUGCUGCUACCUCCUCCUCCGGCAAGUGCUGCUACCAUUCCUCAAGCGUUCAUCAACCCUCUCGCUGCUGCUGCUCGUCCUCGACUUCCUCUCAGACGUUCCGCGUACCUCUGGUAACCCCUUCCUCCUGCGUGAGCUCGUCCAGGUCGUACCACCAUUGCCAUCACCAGCCAUCACCUUCCUCGCCUUCCAGCAGGGUAUUCAGGCAUCAACACCAACAGCACCAACAGGCAGCAGAGGGACGAGCCAGUGGUAACAGUGCUGCCAGAACUAAGGACGGCAGAGGGACAGGAGAUGCGAAAACCUCUUCCUUCAGGCUGACGAACGGCAUCUUGUACGGGCUGCCAACGCUUCUGGCAAUAGCGCUCUACCUCAACACCCUCCGCGCUGGAUUCGUCUAUGAUGACCACCGGGCCAUCCUAGGCAACAGGGAUGUCGUGGGAUCAGGACCCUGGUGGUGGGUGUGCGUCCACGACUUUUGGGGUUCCCCCCUCUCCAGGAGGGGGUCCCACGGCUCCUGGCGUCCCAUCACCACGCUCACCUUCAGGUGGGACGCCGCCUUCUCCAGCCUCCUGACGAAGGCGCAGAAAGAGACCACCCCGAAGGCUCUAGAAGACGCCCACGGCAACCCAGCCUCCUCGCUCCCAGUGCCUUUCCUCACGCCCACGCUCAACGCCCCCCUCUCCGCCCUGCCCUUUCACGCCUCUAACGUCGUCUUGCAUGCAGCCGUCACGGCAGCCUACGUGGGCGUCCUGAGACACGUGGGCGUCGGCCCGUGGGCGUGUCUGGGCGCCGGGUCACUCUUCGCCGCCCAUCCUAUUCACGUCGAAGCCGUCGCAGGGGUGGUGGGGCGGGCGGAGCUCCUAGCCGCCCUGGCCUUCUGCCUCGCCUUGGCCGCCUACGUGAACUACCUCCGAGGGCGUGGCAGCAGCAGCAGCAGCGAGACGACUCAGCAGCAGCAGAGGAGGAGGUGGGCCUGGGCGGGGGUGGUGGGGAGGCGGGUGGUCAUCGGAUGUCACGGUCACACCUGCGUCUGUUGGGAGAGUCAUCACGCCCACAAGCCGGCGUUCCUAAGGGCGGGCGCCGAGAACCUCAAGUGGUGGUCGUCUUUCCCUCCGUGGGCGUGGCUGGUCGUGAGCGUGGGCGGUGCGGGCUUGGCCAUGGCGUGUAAGGAGCAGGGCGUGACGGUGCUUGGGGUUGGUUUAGUAAUGCAUGCGGCUGCUGUCGUGUCUACGACGCCGAAGAAUAAGCCUGUGGUAGUGGGCCUCAUCAAGGAACUCUGGCCGGGAACCCUGGGGACAGCGAUACUGAUCUGGCUUCGCGUGAGCAUCACCGCCCACUCGCCCUCCUUCACGCCCGCCGACAACCCGGCCGCGCACGCCCAAUCCCUGCUGACGAGGGCGCUGAGUAUAUCCCACUCGUGGGCGGUGCACUGGCGUUUGCUGCUGUGGCCCGCCACGCUGUCAUUCGACUGGUCUAUGGGGGCCGUGCCCUUAGUCACAUCUCUUGCGGACUGUGCUAACAUAGAGACGUUGGCUCUGGGCGUCUUGCUGGGGUGUGGUUUUACAAGGGCGUUCCGCUCCUGCUGGGUGAAUCGUACGCGGCAGGCGAAGAGGUGCAGUAGUUACUACUCGCCCCACGCUUACCACGACGAGCUCAACAAUAACGUCUCCCUCGCGGGAGGAGGCGCUGAGGAAGACGACGACGAAGAAGACGAAGAAACAGAGGAGGUCGUCUUCGUCUCUCCCACCUCUGAGUCGUCAUUCUUCACGCCCUCGUCUGCUGCGUGCGUCCUAGCAUCGUACAACCAAAACCACAAAAAACUGUCUUCCUGUCGUCGCCAGCUGAUGGCCCCUGGGGAACUCCACUUACUCCUCGGUUGGAGUCUUCUGGUGAUGCCCUUCCUGCCGGCGUCGAAUCUACUGGCCUACGUGGGCUUCGUCGUGGCCGAGAGGGUGCUCUACAUCCCUUCCAUGGGCGCCUGCCUCCUGGUGGCUCUGGGAGCCCAAGCGCUCUGGCGUCAAGUAUCGGGAGGAAAGUCCCUAUUGAGAAACGUAGUACUACAAUCUCCAACUUCGUCUUCGUCCCCUUCCACUGCGCCUUCGUCACCAGCUCCGCCCAGGCGCCAGAGACGAAGGGCGGGGAGGAGGCGGUUCAGGGUGGCCUUCGCCGUGGCGUGGGCGGUCACCCUCGCCCUUAUGGGCGCCCGAACAGUCAGGAGGAACGAAGAUUGGAGAUCUGACGAGGCUUUAUACCGCUCCGGAGUUGAGGUCAAUCCGCCGAAGGCGUUGUCAAAUCUAGGCGUCGUGUACAGCGAACAAGGGCGUCUCAAAGAGGCCGAAUUUGCCUACAGGGAGGCGCUGAGACACGUCCCGAACAUGGCUGAUACGCAUUAUAAUCUAGGCCUACUGCUCGCUUCCAGGGGCAACAUGGACAGCGCUAUCGAGAGCUACCACGCAGCGCUACGAAGUCGACCGUGGCUAGCCCAGGCUCACUUGGCGCUGGCAGCGGCUUUCCAGGCCAUGGACCAACCUAACAAGGCGUUGAAGGUACUGAAAGAAUGCCGCAACACAGCCUCAGCUCCUGCGAGGGACGGCUGGAGCCACGCCUGGGCAGUGACGAGCUGCCACAAACGGCUGGCCCACAUCCACAUUGUGGCGGGCCGCCCUCACUCUGCCUUGGAGGAGUUAUCUCAGGCCUUGCAUCUGGCUCCUGAGGGCUACCCAGUCCAUACGCUCCACACGCUGACGGCGGAGGCCCAUUUAGAGGCUGGGGAGUACAGGGAGGCUCAAGAGGUGCUCUCCAGAGUCCUCGCCCUCCAUCCGCACCACGUCCCUGCACAUCUGGCCUUCUCCAGGAUGCUUCAGGCGAAUGGUAGCCGUGUGGAGGAAGCAGAACAAUGGCUGAGGAGGGCAGUGGCUUUGGCUCCAAGUGACCCCCAUGCUCAUAAGCACCUUGGUCAGCUGUUGCUCGAACAGAAUCGUGUGGAAGAGGCGGUGAAGGCCUGGCUCAGAGCAGCUAUGCUGGAUACCCAGGACCACACAGCUGCUUUCAAUGCAGCCACGGCUCUCAGACUCGCAGGGAGCCACCAGCACGCCGAGAACUUCUACAGGAGGGCAGUGCAACUGCAGCCUCAGGACGUUUCCAGCCAUCGAAACCUGGGAGCCAUCCUGCACCUCAACGGGAAACUGGAAGAGGCUCGCAGGCACUAUGAGAUAGCUCUGAAGCUCUCUCCGGGCGAUCCCCAGACAACGACGAACCUCCAUCGUCUCAAGGCAUUGGUCAGCAAGAAAGGCGUGUCCUAGUGAACUAGGUCAACUCAGGUGUUUUGUUCAGAAGCUGGCAGCCGAGUUUCAGACUCUGAAUACGAGGAAAGCCUGGAAUAUUUCUUGGCCUUCUAAUCAGUUUGCCACCAAGUGGUACCGAGGCCCAAUUAACGGAAUUUGUCUUCGUUCGAAGCUCUGUUACGAGGAAAGCCUGGGAUUAUACUGCUUGGAUUACUAGUCAGUUUGCCACCAAGUGGUACCAAGACCCACUCGACAGGGUUUACAUCAAGUGGCCUCGAUCUUCCAAGAGCUCAUGGCACUGGUCAACUGGUGCAGUACCUUGUUUACAACUCACUCUGGCACCAAGUGGUGUCUGCUCUAUGCAGGGGCUUGUCAAGUGGCUACAAACCUGCAUCAGCUCACGGCACUAGGCGACCAAUCUGUUGCCUAGCGACAAGGACUAAAGUGUACUUGGGGUAGUUCCGUGCGGCCAUUUUUCUAAAGCUCCUCUUCUCGUCGUGGCGUGUGAAAAUAGCUGAACUGGAAGGUGAGUGUCAUUUCACCUUGUGUUAAAGACCAGUUGAAACUUUGUCGUCAGCAGCACUGGAGCACUAUCUUGGUUACAGCGCAUUGAGAAAAUGUGAGGAAUCUUUGCUCAUUGUCUGUCAUUAACUUAAAUGUAAGAUAUUUCCACAGUUGGCGAAAAGCCACCGUGACUGGUGAAAGCUGGAAGCAUACCGGUCACAUUCUGUAAGCUAGUUCUUAUGGGCGAGGCCAUUUAGGUCUUUGCCUACUUUGUCAUUCAAAUGUCACUUGACUGAAUCAAGUCUGAUAAACUGCAAAAAGUUAAAGAUGUUUAUUUUACCAGUUCCAUACUUAAGAAAUUGAUUCCAAAAAUGCUCAAAUUCAGCUGUGUAAACAAAAUUUAUUCUUUGAUUCAAAUGGAUCACAUUUACUCAAUAAAACAAAAACACUGACAGCCAUUUAGAAAUAUUAAAUACGAAUUCAUUUCAUCAUCUAGAACAAGAACACUGAUCCAUAUACACCCACACACACAGACUAUUACAGAACUAGUCUCACUCAGUGAAGCCAACACAAUUGAGUGCUUAUAACAAAAUACCUUUGCAACGUGAUAGUCCCAUAAUUCAAUUUGAAAACGGAUUUAAGUAUUAUAGAUGUGUUGCAGUAAUCCCUAUCUCAUACCCACAUAUAUACAAACACACAUUUACAUAUAUAUAUACACAUAUUUUAUAAUCGUAUUUUAAGCUACGAGUAUUAAAGCUAAUCAAUACAGACGGAUGGAUGUUGGCUGCGUUCACACGAGUCUAGAACGGGUCACGGGAAACAGUUCCCCAUUUCUGACGACGAAGGAAGCAAAGGAACGAAUCUCAGAGACGUCAAGACGGUGAAAGACCUCAGUGAAGAACUUUUGUCAUUCAGUGGUGUUAAAAUAUUUAAAAUAUUAAAAAAAAUCGGUGUUAUUCAGUGUUAUUAUCGUCGACAUUCCAUUUAAUGUUAAAAUGCUCGAGUGAUAAGUGGAAACGGUGAGCGAUGCGUGGUUAAAAUAAGGAUGCUACGUUGCAAUAUAUAUAUAUAUAUAGUGUUAAUAGUAAGUGACGAUAUAUGAAGAAUAUCUGUCUCAAGUCGGCCUCGAUAUUGUGGAUACUUUCAGAUCUCUCUCUCCCGCCCCCCACCCCCCGCCCGAUAUUAUGGAUGAUUUCAGAUCAUUCCUGAUAUUAUGAAUACUUUCAUCUCACCGAUAUUAUGGAUAUUUUCAGAUCACCCCCAAGAUUAUGAAGACGCCCCCGAUAUUGUGGAUAUUAUCAUAUCUCCCCCGAUAUUACAGAUAAUUUCAGAUCUCCCCCGAUAUCAUGGAUAAUUUCAGAUCUCCCUGAUAUUACAGAUAAUUUCAGAUCUCCCCAAUAUUACGGAUAAUUUCAGAUCUCCACCGAUAUCAUGGACAAUAUUUCAGAUCUCCCCCGAUAUCACGGAUAAUUUUAGAUCUCCCCCAAUAUUACGGAUAAUUUCAGAUCUCCCCCGAUAUUAUGGAUAAUAUCAGAUCUCCCCCGAUAUCAUGGAUAUUUUCAGAUCUCCCCCGAUAUUAUUGAUAUUUUCAGAUCUCCUCCGAUAUUAUGGAACGUCGAACAGAAUAUAAGAAUUACGUGGCCAAAAAAAUAUACAAAAAUACUCAAGAAAUCGUAGUACGAAUUUAGUGCUGCAUUGUGGGAAAUAUCAUUAAAAUAUUAUCAAGACUUUCUACAGAUAUUAUGAGUUAGAUAACUGGAAUUUUUUUAAUAUUUUAAAGAAAAUUUAAAAUUUUAGUGGCAAUCUUGAGAGUUUGGGAGCUCCUUGGAAUGACUAUUGGAAAUAUUGAUAAAUUAUGUGUAAUAUUACGAACAUUAUCUUUAAAAUAUCAUUGAAAACUUGUCAGAAAUAUUAAUAUAUUCAAAAUAUCUCUAAUAUUUUUCGUGUAAAAGUUAUUAGAAUAUUUUGAAAAAUAAUUACGGGAAUAAUUCGUGCACUGCAUCAAGUUGAAAUUUUUGGAAAUAUUGUAAAAACAAAAUAUCCCACGUCAGAAAUAUCUCUGAAAUUUUAGGUUAUUUUAAGUAAAUUGUGAAGAAAAAUUUAGGUGAAUAUCUUGAAAGAAAAAAUGUAUAUCGAAAGAUUGGAAAAUUAAGGACAUCUGUGACUAGACAGAAAAUAAAUGUUUGAAACGUAAUAAAAAAAAAAAAGAUUUUUACAGUAAAAAACUGUAAAAAAAAAAUGCACUGAGAGUGUUUAAAAAGAAAACGAUAUCAGGCACUUGUUUACAAAUAUAUAAGCAAUUUUCGAAUGACUCAGCAGACAAGGGCAGACGUUUAAAAAUACCAAUAUUAUAUUCUUAAGCUUGUCUGUGCAGUCAUGCUUCUAAGAGAUCGAGAAGCAUGGAGCAUGCGAAUGAGUCUGGUGCUUUUUUGUGUAGAAAAACAAAACAGAAAAAAUUUAUGAACCUCCGAAGCGCUUCAGUAUUUGCAAAAUCGAACCAAGAAUUGAUCUUUCAACUUCAGGAGACUUUCAACAUUUGCAAAAUAAAGAACCGGGAAUCAGCCUUUAUUAAUAUUGGCUCAUAUUUUUACUUUUUAUUUUGCUUUUGUCUUAUAUAUUGAAAAGACGGCUUCGCCCUGUGAUAACCCCGAAGAUUUUAGUGGGAUCGUUCUCCCCAAGCAGUUUUUGAUAAUCCACUUCCAAAGGGCACUUGCUUAUCACUAAAAUAAAAAAAAACACUGGUUAAGAUAUAGAAAAAUUUGUGAAGUGAAAAAGAAAUGUCAGCGAAAAGGAAAACGUGUUUUUUUUUUUUUCCAGAGACUUUGUUCGUAUAGGGUGAAUUCUAGGUGACUAAUGAUGGAGUUCCAAUGAUGUUUUACAAAAUGGUUAUUGUAUAUGGAGAUAAGUUUUGUUUCUCGAUGGUAAAUAUAUAUAUAUAUAUAUAUAUAUGUAUAUAUAUAUAUAUAUAUCUAUAUAUAUAUAUAUAUAUAUAUAUAUAUAUAUAUAUAUAUAUAUACGCAAACAGUCUUGUCCAGUUUAACUGACCAAAGAUAUAAGAACCAAAAAA
Macrobrachium nipponense is the source of this 7580-nucleotide messenger RNA. RefSeq names its product protein O-mannosyl-transferase TMTC2-like. Lineage: Eukaryota; Metazoa; Arthropoda; Malacostraca; Decapoda; Palaemonidae. The record is from RefSeq and is a predicted model, not a curated record. Gene Ontology annotation, cellular component: endoplasmic reticulum membrane. Gene Ontology annotation, molecular function: protein binding; mannosyltransferase activity. Gene Ontology annotation, biological process: protein O-linked glycosylation via mannose.